Ziziphus jujuba (common jujube) is the source of this 2277-nucleotide messenger RNA. RefSeq lists its product as uncharacterized. Lineage: Eukaryota; Viridiplantae; Streptophyta; Magnoliopsida; Rosales; Rhamnaceae. Gene Ontology annotation, molecular function: ribosome binding; UDP-N-acetylglucosamine diphosphorylase activity. Gene Ontology annotation, biological process: UDP-N-acetylglucosamine biosynthetic process; rRNA processing. Gene Ontology annotation, cellular component: ribosome. The transcript has 10 exons. The record is from RefSeq and is a predicted model, not a curated record. The coding region runs from base 174 to 2171 and encodes 665 amino acids.
AUCCCGUGCUUUUUUUUUUUGGUAAAAUGAAAAUGAAAAUCCCGUGCUUGUAAAUUUGUUUUUGUUCCGAAAGUAUCCAAGUAUCUGCGCAAAGCCAAGAAAUUGAGAGAAAGCAUAUCUUCUUCUAAUAAAAUCUUGGGUUAUUGGCUUUGUGCUCGUGGCAGAGCAAAAACAUGCAGAGAGCUUCUAUACUCUGCUAUUCGAACCCACUCCAUCCAGUUACUCCACUACCCGCUUCUCGUUCACUCGCACCUCCAUCUCGGAGUCGACCCAGUCGUAAGGUCUCAGCUUCUGCACCUGCUCAGUUUCCCUUUUAUCGUCUGCAUAAUCACCGCCUUUCUCUCCCAGUCCCUCCUCUGCAGAGCACUGCUACUCAAGAGCAUGUAGAAGCUGCUGAGAUUGAGUCAGGAUCCAUUGAAGUUGGAUAUGUAUCGAAUGUGCAUGGACUCCAUGGGGAGGUUCGUGUGAAACCCAGCACUGAUUUUCCUGAAUUGCGGUUUUCCAAGGCUGGAAGAAGAUGGCUGAAACAACAAGUUUCAGGCAGAGAAAUGAUUCAAGAAGUGGAGCUAGUGGAGGGAAGAGGACACCCUGGUCAGAAAAGUUGGAUACUAAAAUUCAGGGGAAUUGAUUCGGUGGACCAGGCAAAGCUGCUUAUUGGAUCAACUUUGCUUGUGAGAGAAGAAGAAAGGCCGGAGUUGGAGGAAGGGGAAUUUUAUACUCGUGAUCUUGUUGGCAUGAGAGUUUACCUCAAGGAAACUGGUGAACUAGUAGGCACUGUGGUCAAUGUUUUUAACAGCGGAGCAAGUGAUCUUUUACAUGUUAUGCUUGACUCAAUAUACAUUAUUGAUGCAACUGAAAAGCAAAAGUCAGAGGGAGCAAGAGUAUCCGAACAUCUGGUGUGGAUACCAUUUGUUGAAGCAAUUGUUCCAGAUGUUGAUCUGAAGAAAAGAGAAAUGCACAUCACACCUCCAAAGGGACUCCUUGAAUUAAAUUUACGCUUUGAUGAUAGGUCCAAGAAAGAAAGGCAUCAGCUUGAAUGGAAAGAACGGAAGAAGUUCCAAAAGCGCCUCAUAGCUGCAAAAAAGAAGUUAUGUGAAAUUGAGCAAAAGCACGUGUUUCAUGGGUUAAGAUUUGGAGAGAAAUCACAGCGCAGCUUACUUGCUGAUCAGAUUGUUGGUAUGAAUUCAAAAUUGCUUCAACAGGUGCUGCAAGAUAUUGAGAUGUCCUCUAAAAGAUGGAAUAUAACUGACUUGGUUGGUUCCAUAAAAACCAAGCAAACAAGUAGUACAUUGAGUAUAUCAGAGGACUGCUUCACUUCUGGUGCAAGUAGAGAGAAGCUGGCGGUGCAUUUUCAUUUGCACGAGAAGGGACUCCAUCUCACAUCAGAAGGCAAAGUUGCCAUUGUUUUAGUUGUAAAUGACAGUGACAAGCAAGGAUGGGGUGGUGACCUUGAUCUUGUCGAAUCCCAAAGCACUGCGAAUUCACCAUAUAUGUUACUUGCUGACGAUCAGAGAUUUAUAAAGAUGGACGCCCGAGAAUCAGUGCCUCUGAUUUUGGUUUGCUCAGCUCGUGAAGUCCAAUCUUUGACCACAUUAUUCUCAAACAAUGAUCACUUUGGUUUUGACCCUGAAAAGGUCCGGUUCUUGGAAGAAGAGAAACUUCCAGUUGUUAGCAAUUCAUUGGAUGAUGACAAAAAGCAUAAGAUUUUGAUGAAAUCACCUUGGGAAAUACUCCAAUCACCUGUUGGAUCUGGAGGAGUUAUUAGCUUGCUUUCAUCACACGAUAUUCUAGAGAAUCUAAGUCAAAUGGGUGUGGAGUAUCUUGAGAUAUGCAGCACCAGUCAGAGAUUUGUUGGCUUGAACUCAAUACUUCUUGGAUUUGUGGAAUCAUGCAAAGCGGAUAUUGGGAUGCAAAUCUUCAAAGAUACUGUUUCGGAGGAAAAUUUUAACAUGGUAUACUCGAUGAACUUUAUGAAGAAGUUGACAAAAAAGAUCAAUGAACUAAAAUUCUUUGCAAUCCCAAAGCAAAGUUCACAUGUUGAGAUGAUUGACAAAGAGUGGGUUGAUGUUAUACCCUCCUUUCCCAACUCGUUUGAGUUACAUAGUAGCAUUUACAGCCCUUUAGAUGCCUGUUCUUAUGACAAGGUUUGCUUAAUGGAGAUUACAGAAUGAAUUCUAGAUCGGUCAUAUUAAUAGUCUUGUAUUUUAAAAAAUUUAUCUAGUAGUCUUUUUUGUUUAGACAUUAAUAAUGUUAAUAUAAUGGGAGUAUCAUUCUUAA